AUCAGGGUUUUGGACACUGCAUAACCAAAUCAAAAAACCCUACGUUAUCGCAAUAAUUCCGAUCACGAAAAUGGCUUCCGCCGCCGCAAGAUCAAUAUUCCGAUCAUGUUCCUCUACCAGGUCAGCGUUUCGUGUUGCCUCGGAAGCCAAAUCAGCUCGUUCUCCUUUCCGCAUCGCCUCCAAUAAACCUCUUUCGCAAUCACAAUUCACACUCAGGUCUCCUGUUGAGUUGAGUUUUUGUUUGGAAUCAAUGAUGCCUUACCAUACUGCCACUGCUUCUGCGCUCAUGAAUUCAAUGCUUUCCCUUUCAAGCCGUAACUACGCUUGGCUUUCUGAAGGUUGCAUUGAUGAUUUGUGAUAAGUUUUAAGAAGAUUCAAGCAAACAUAUGUAUGCACAUUUCUGUGCAGGAGAUGAGUCAUGAUGUGAUAACUACAGAGUCCAAUAAAGAUUAUGCACAAUAUUUAUGUGGUGGUUACCAAAUUAAGUUGGAUUUUUCUCUUGUAGUUCACUUGACUUGAUGUAAUUUGAGACUUGGAUGCUUGAACUCUUAAAAAUGUAGGAUUCUCUUUUCAAGUUCUGAUUCAAUGUUUUGCUUGUAUAGGUCUGUGACAUCCCCUAAAAUCCGCUUUGGCUUUCAGAUUCAUGUUUUUCACUUUCAUUGCCAUAAUUUGUUUCUGCUGUUCCUAUAAGAAGUCGAUAUAACAAGACGGCUUGCCACCCGAUCUCUGAAUAUUGGGCAGUUUCCUUGCAAGUGUUUUCUUAGCAUCUCGAUGUAUGCAUGAGAUCAUAUAUCUGUAUGGAAGUACGUACUAAUUUUUGUUUCAUUUCUUGUUCGAAUGAUACGGAGCUA
Molecule: messenger RNA, 851 nt
Organism: Cicer arietinum (chickpea)
Lineage: Eukaryota; Viridiplantae; Streptophyta; Magnoliopsida; Fabales; Fabaceae
Product: protein NUCLEAR FUSION DEFECTIVE 6, mitochondrial-like
Cellular component (GO): mitochondrion
Source: RefSeq, a predicted model, not a curated record